Molecule: messenger RNA, 357 nt
Organism: Colletotrichum gloeosporioides
Lineage: Eukaryota; Fungi; Ascomycota; Sordariomycetes; Glomerellales; Glomerellaceae
Exons: 1
Coding region: 1-357 (118 amino acids)
Source: RefSeq, a predicted model, not a curated record
AUGUGCAACAUCACCUCCUACAAGCUUCCGUGCGAGCACGUCAAGUCCCAAACCAGCUAUUGCUCCAAAGCACCUUCUGCAUCAAAGAAGAGUUCAUCGAACCGCAAGACUUGCAGAGACGUCACCCAGCAAAACAUUCCUUACCCUCCUCCUCCUGGAUAUGACCAGCGGCCGCUGCCCAAGUGCCCCCUCGAGAGCUGCCCCUACGAGAUGCGCAAUCGCUGCUGGAACUGCUGCUGGUGUGGCAAAGGUUGGAACGACGGGGGUCGCUGCAGCUGCGUCAUGAUCAUUGACGGAAAUGAGUAUCGUUGCGAGCACAUCUGCUGCAACACUUGCACGGCUGCCCUGGACGGAUAA